Dichotomopilus funicola is the source of this 1419-nucleotide messenger RNA. Its product is annotated as cytochrome P450. Gene Ontology annotation, molecular function: heme binding; monooxygenase activity; oxidoreductase activity, acting on paired donors, with incorporation or reduction of molecular oxygen. Bases 1 to 1419 code for a protein of 472 amino acids. Lineage: Eukaryota; Fungi; Ascomycota; Sordariomycetes; Sordariales; Chaetomiaceae. The record is from RefSeq and is a predicted model, not a curated record. The transcript is spliced from 6 exons.
AUGGCGCUGAGCGCCCUCCUUCUACUCGCCGGUCUGGUGGUGGCGUAUGCCGCGCAUAUUGUGUGGCAAUGGCGGCGCCUGGCGCAUAUCCCAGGCCCCUUUUCGGCCGGCUUCUGCAAGUGGUGGACGUUCCGGGAAGCCGUAGCGCUCCGGUUGCCGGAGUCAUAUAAGCGACUGGGGGAUCAAUACGGAUCGCUUGUCCGCGUUGGCCCGAACGAACUCAUCACCGACAACCCCGACGUUUUACGCCGGACGAUGGCCACAAAGUCUCGAUAUGUGCGCGGGCCAUGGUACGAGGCCUUCCGCAUGGACCCGGCCAUGGACAAUGUCUUGACGAUGCGAGACGAGGAAGCACACACCGCGCUGCGUAACAAAAUCCUGCCGGGAUUCUCUGGCAAGGAAAACAUCUCCCUAGAAAGCACCAUCGAGACGCAAAUCGCGGCCAUGGUCGACCUGAUCGAGCGCAAGUACCUCUCGACGGGCGGCGAAUAUCGACCGAUGGACCUCGGCGUCAAGGCCCAGUAUUUUACCUUGGACGUCAUCAGCGACCUCGCGUGGGGCCAGCCGAUGGGGUUCCUUGCACAGGAUCGCGAUGUGUUCAACUACCUCAAGGUCACCACCAUGUCUAUUCCGGCCAUGAUGGUGCUGUCGACGUAUCCGGGGCUAGUCUCCCUACUGCACACGCCUCUAUUACGACCACUGUUACCGAGAGAGACGGACACUAGCGGUUUUGGCGCCUUGAUCGGAAUCGCCAAGAAAGUCGCCGCCUCCCGUUUCGAGCCCGACGCCCCCGAUCACCGCGACAUGCUCGGCGCCUUCAUCCGCAACGGCCUAACCCAAGCCCAAGUAUCCGCCGAGAGCCUCGGCCAAAUCGUCGCUGGCAGCGACACCUCAGCCUCGACCAUCCGCGCCGUCAUGCUACACGUUCUGAGCAACCCGCCGGUGUACCAAAAACUCCGCGCCGAGAUCGAUGCUGCCGUGCCCCGGUUGGGCAUGGAGAGGCGGAUGAUCAAGGACGCCGAGGCCCGCCUGCUCCCGUACCUGCAGGCUGUGAUUCGUGAAGGGCUGCGGAUUAUGCCGCCUGCGUCGGCCGCGAUGUUUAAGGAGGUGCCGCCGGAGGGUGACACAAUUGAUGGGAAGUUCAUACCUGGUGGCACGCAGAUUGGGUCGAAUGUGAUGGCUAUUCACCGGUCGAGGGAGAUUUAUGGGCCUGAUGCGGACGCGUUUCGGCCGGAACGUUGGUUGGAGGCUGAGGGGGACCGGCUGGCGCGCAUGGUUAGCACGGUGGAGAUGAAUUUUCAUUAUGGAAAGUAUCAGUGUCCGGGGCGUGGGAUCGCGUUGAUGGAGUUUAACAAGCUAUUUGUUGAGGGUCUCUGGUUGAUUGACGAGUUCUGGGUGCGGAUAUCUCGGAGGGAAUAA